Messenger RNA from Aspergillus fumigatus Af293, 330 nucleotides. NCBI's taxonomy places the organism in Eukaryota, Fungi, Ascomycota, Eurotiomycetes, Eurotiales, Aspergillaceae. The record is from RefSeq and is a predicted model, not a curated record.
AUGCUCUUCGCUGAUGUCUACAGCAUCAACGUCAACCCCAUCAACAAACCAGCGGCCGUCACCGUUCCCGUCCGGUCCAAGUACCACGUCAUUCCCGCUCAUCAUUCUCUUGCGCAUCUUGCCAGUUUCCCGUUCAAACGUCCAAUCCUCGAGGCCGUAGCAGCGCUUCCAGCGCAUCCCAUCUUCUGCGUCCUGAUACUCGUACCAGAACUGCACGGCAAUACGGUCAUCUGUGAAAGCAAAAAGCUCCUUGCGGAGUCGGUAAUUAUGUUCACGCUUCCAUUUGCGGGUCAGGAACGUGACAAUCGCUUCUGUGCCAGAGAAGAAUGA